AUGGGUGUAUCAGGCUUAGGUUCUGGUUUAGCAAAAUGCAUUAAUCUCUAAAAUUUAACACUUGAUCUUGACAAAAUGACUUAAUCUUAAAAAUUAAAAGUUAUAAGCAAGUGUCUUAAAUUAAAAAGAUUAGUGGUCUUUGAGAUAAAUAACUGA
Molecule: messenger RNA, 156 nt
Organism: Tetrahymena thermophila SB210
Lineage: Eukaryota; Ciliophora; Oligohymenophorea; Hymenostomatida; Tetrahymenidae
Exons: 2
Source: RefSeq, a predicted model, not a curated record